GUCUCCGCAUCACGGACCCAGCACGUGCUAACUACAUCUAUGAGAAGUUGAAGUCACUACCUGUUAAGUUAGACAUCUCAGAACAGAAACCCAAGGCGGAGCAUGUCGAUCAGGACCAGCAACUAGCCAAGCAGAGUAGCGACCUGAAGGACAGCCUCAUCUCCGUUAUGGGCGAAAAGCUGGGCCUGUUUGGCCAGGAGAUCACGAGCCGCAUCUCGAAUGUUUCCAACCGACUGGAAAGCCUAGAGAAGCGACAGGUGCAGGGCCAGCAUGAUAACCAGAGGAACACGGGACCCGGCAACAACUGGGGCGUUGGAAGUAGCAACCACAUCCAGGCUUCUUCUACUUCUUCAUCUAGUUCUAUCUCUAGUAACAACAUCAACAAUUUCCACUACAAUAAGAUUGCGAACCGUAGUGGCUCCACCCAGAACAAGAGGUGCUCCACGACUACUACAGCGGCGUGCAACAUCCAACAACAGCAACCACAACGUAGCCCCUUGGCGCAAGUACUCAGUAAUGCCGUUAUUAGUGCGAAGGAGAAUACGAAAAAUCGCAAAAUGAAAGAUACUAGUGCUGUAGAUAUCUCCCCUCGCACUAAGACCCAGAAGAAUGAAGAGGCACUUAAAAACUUUAAGGCCAAGCAGUUGAGACAGGAGACUGAGGCCUGCGACGACCUGCUGCACAAGACCUACACUGAUACCAUUGAACAUCUCAUCAAGAAUAAGAUCCGCCGCAACCCGUUUGAUAAUAAGGCUGAGCACUUUGAUACGGCUUUUGGCAAUGAGAUCAGCGUUCUCCAGGCGAAGCUGGCAUGUAAGAAACCAGCUAAGCCCAUAACCCGCCGCCGGGAGGCCCUCUUGGAGUGCUUGGCGGAACACCAAGACUCCACCAUGCAGCUGAGUGCGACUACGGUGGGCUCGAAGAUCGCUGAGAAAGUGAGAGCCAUCAUCAAGAACCACACAACAGAGAACUACAUCGAUGGCUUUAAGGCGAAGCUGAAGCUGCGUGAGAAUGAUGAGUACUCACUCUUCUGCGUUAUCGCUGCCACGAGUGUCAUGUCAGAGCUGCGUGCCGUGCAGAGGGAGGAACGAGAGGCCAUCGAGCGCGCUGAGCGCUAUGCGCGCGACAAUGGUAAGGAGGACGACGAUGAGUUCUCGCCCCUUGGUGGUAGUAAGAAGUAUGAGGAGACGCUCUCUGAGGCCGAGGAGGACUUCAUGUCGGAUUUCUUGACCGGCAACAGCAACAACGAUGAAGGGAAUCAAGCUGGUGGCGCCAGAGAUGUUGAGAUGGGAGUAACCACAACUACAACGACGACAGGAGGAAAAGGAGGUGGCAUCAAUGACUGGGAGGCGGUCGACGGCGAAAUCUUCGACCUGGAGGAGAUGCCGGACUUGUUGGGCCUGGGUGUCGAUGGCGACUUCAUCCAGAUGGACACCCAGGGCACCUUUUCCUUUAACCCGUCCCAGCCAAGUGGUGCGGUGUCGUCCUCGCGACGCGCUGGAAGAGGAAACUCCUCCUUCUGA
Messenger RNA from Amoebophrya sp. A25, 1523 nucleotides. NCBI's taxonomy places the organism in Eukaryota, Dinophyceae, Syndiniales, Amoebophryaceae. The record is from the annotation of a GenBank genome assembly.